This is a messenger RNA of Fusarium oxysporum Fo47, 1857 nucleotides long. RefSeq names its product bacterial alpha-L-rhamnosidase. Gene Ontology annotation, biological process: carbohydrate metabolic process. Bases 1 to 1857 code for a protein of 618 amino acids. Lineage: Eukaryota; Fungi; Ascomycota; Sordariomycetes; Hypocreales; Nectriaceae. The transcript has a single exon. The record is from RefSeq and is a predicted model, not a curated record.
AUGAACCAUAUACCUCCAAAACCUCUGAAGACAAGAGUUCUUCAGAGGCCAUCGGCUCAACUUGUAGCACCUGAUAUUCCCCCUGUUCGUGUCACUGAGACCAUCUCCUGCAAGCGCGUCUUCAGCAGUCAGAGGGGCAAAACGGUCUUGGACUUUGGUCAAAACCUCGUGGGCAAACUCUUCAUUCCAUGCCUUCCAACCGAGAAGGACAAAUGUAUCACCUUGCGUCAUGCCGAGGUGAUGGAGAAUGGGGAGUUGGGAACACGGCCACUUCGUGACGCAAAAUGCUGUGAUACUGUGAUCGGAUCGGGUGAGAUUCUCUCAAACUGGUCACCCAAGUUCACCUUCCAUGGCUUCCGAUAUGUCGAAGUCGAAGGAUGGCCGGAUGACGGUCCCUCACCCGAUGACAUCCGAGCUGUUGUGCUUCAUACAGAUAUGGAGCGCCGAGGGUUCUUCGAAUGCUCCAAUCCUUAUGUGAACCAACUACACAAUAAUAUCGUCUGGUCAAUGCGCGGUAACUUCUUGUCUUUGCCGACAGACUGUCCCCAGCGAGAUGAGCGUCUUGGAUGGACCGGCGACCUGCAGGUAUUUUGCCCAACAGCGACGUACCUCUAUGACACAUUGGGAAUCCUUAGUAACUGGCUACAAGACGUGUCAGCAGAACAGCUGGAGGAAGGCAAGGGCGGCAUACCUCCUCUCGUGUGUCCCAACGCCAUUAGUUCCAAUUGGCCUCAUAUGGCUCAAGCAAUCUGGGACGAUGUUACAGUCCUAGCUCCAGACGCUUUGUUUCAGUAUAGCUCUGACAAAGGUCUCCUGGAGAGACAGUUUGAUAGUAUGCAUGCUUGGCUGGAACGGGGUGUUGAUAGGGCUCCGGAUGGGCUUUGGAACCCUGAUAAGUGGCAGCUGGCAGAUUGGCUAGAUCCAAGCGCACCGCCUGAGGAUCCUGGAAAUGGACGAACUGACAACAUUCUCGUGGCGAAUGCUUAUCUUGUGCAUACGACACUGGUAUUCUCCAAGUUAUGCUCCGUUCUUGGAAAGACGGAACUAGCUGCCAAGUAUGCGCAAGACGGAGAGCGUUUGAAGGUCCUCUUUCAGAGGAGAUACAUCACAGCAGAGGGUAACCUAAUGUCAACGUCUCAAACAGGUCUUGGUCUCGCCAUCAGAUUCGGUCUUUAUCCCGAGAACGAUGAACAACGCAAAACUGCUGGAAAAGCCCUCGAUCGUCUAGUCCGCACCGCUCGCUUCCACAUCAGCACAGGUUUCGCAGGAACACCGGUUAUCUCCCACGCGCUAUCUGAGAUCGGCCGCUCACAACUGGCGUACCGUAUGCUGCUCGAGACUACAUGCCCUAGUUGGUUAUAUGCUGUAGUGUCACACGACGCAACGACUGUAUGGGAACGCUGGGACAGUAUGCUACCUGAUGGGCUCAUUAAUCCUGGUCAAAUGACGAGUUUCAACCACUAUGCUCUUGGGGCAGUAGGUGAUUGGCUUCACGGGACAGUUGGUGGUAUUUCACCUCACGAGCCAGGUUGGCGCGUCAUUCGAGUCCGCCCUAUCCCUGGAGGGAAUAUCACCAGUGCGAAGGUAUCGUUCAACGGACCUUAUGGACUCGUUGCAUGUGAAUGGAAGCUUGAAGGUCAAAGGUUUAUUAUGUCGCUGACCAUUCCUCCCAAUUGUUCAGCUCUAGUCACUCUGCCUUCAGAGGUUCGAAAAGACUUUACUUGUGAGGAUGAGGCUACCAGAGUUCUUUACUCUGGCCACCAUUCGCUGGAAUGUCAAUUUUAUGCUGGAGAGUGGCCGCCCAAGCCAAUGGUUGCGGCUAAUCAGCCUAUGCCUGUAGAUAGUAUCGCCGGGUAA